Erpetoichthys calabaricus (reedfish) is the source of this 3990-nucleotide messenger RNA. Its product is annotated as ran-binding protein 3-like. Gene Ontology annotation, molecular function: GTPase activator activity. Gene Ontology annotation, biological process: protein export from nucleus. Bases 313 to 1998 code for a protein of 561 amino acids. The record is from RefSeq and is a predicted model, not a curated record. NCBI's taxonomy places the organism in Eukaryota, Metazoa, Chordata, Cladistia, Polypteriformes, Polypteridae. The transcript has 15 exons. Gene Ontology annotation, cellular component: cytoplasm; nuclear pore.
GCAGACUGGUCGUGCAAGCUUCCAGUCGUGCCAUUCACUGCUUUUUUUGUCUUCUGUAACAAACUUCGGUUCCCUUAGAGUUUGCCAACUUUGAAUAGAAGUCGAUAUUACGUGUAAGCGCAGUGAAAUUCAAAAAAUAACAGUAUAUUGCCCGCUAUUCAGCUAAAUACUGUCUCUUAGACGGAAAAGAACUUGUGUGAGGUAAAAGGUUUAGGCUCGUGUGAUUCGUGAAGUAAAUGUAGUUGUGAACUGCAGCUUCGUCUUUACACUUCACUGGACUUUGAAGAUCACAAAAGUGUACACUUGAGAAGUAUGCGAAGUCACCAGUUAACGCCAGGAAAGGUAGCCGGUCUUUACUCAGCUAUCGUCCCUCUGUCCACGGAUCCUGUUUCCCCUCCCAUCGCAGAGAAGCUCAGGAGUCCGUCGUACCAGGGCGAAGGCUGGGGAGCCACAGUCCAGGAGGAAAUAACUGAAAACUCCAUUCACAAUCUGCAUGGGAGCAGUCCGCACCUCAAACAGCAGCAGCAAGAGUCGUCUCUUGUGAUCGCCCGCGUUCCCAAAGAGAAACCAACGAUUGCUCCUCCAGUGUUUAUUUUCCAGAAGGCAGAACGACCUCUGAAGAGAUCAGCUGAAAAUUCAAGGCUGGAAAAUGCUGGGUUAGGAGCUAUUUUGGAAAAACGUGGACGGUCAUCUUCGUUUACAUUCUCUGGUUCAGGAUGUCAAUCCCAAACAGAUUCUUCCAGCAGAGAUAAACGAGUGAGAUCAUCAUCAUUUAACUGCACUGCAACCAGCUUCCCUCCUCAACCAGCACCCCGAAACAAUGUAUUCAUGCCAUCAAGUCUUUCUAUGGUAAAUACAGAAAGAGGGAAUUUUACACCAGAAUCAAUACCUGCUCCAUCAAAUGGUAAGAAGAAUGUGAUCAGACCUGCCACCCUUCCUGCUCCCCAACCACAAAGUAUCAUAUUUCCUGCUGCCAAUGAAGCAGCCCCUGGAAGCAGCAUUGGUGCUAGCUGUCUACCCCAGAGAGAUGAAAAAGGACACCGGAAGGUGACACUGGAGCCUGUGUACUUACAAGCAAAGUAUGAUGCAAAUAGAGAAUCAGCCUCCAGCCCCUUUCUCCACUUGUCCACAAAGGAAAUAUCAAGGAAGUGCUUGGAUCAGGAAAUGUCUGGAAGAGAAGCCAACCUUGAAUUUGUAUUUGGAGAAAAUAUGAGUGAAAGAGUUUUGAGUCCAGUCAAACCAUCAUUCUCUGAAGACAGCGAAAGUGAUGACUCAUCUGAUGAAGAGACAACAUCCUCCGGAACAGAAUCCUCAUGUUCUGAAACUUAUUGCAAAACAGUAAAACAUCGGACAUUAAGAGAGUCUGCUGCUGCAUACACCGCUGCUUCAAGUCAGAGGUGUCUUCUAGAGGAAGUGGAUGUAUUCACUGGAGAGGAAGAUGAAAGUAAUGUCCUGCAGAUGACCUGCAAGCUCUUUGUGUUUGAAAAAGACACCCAGACUUGGUUAGAGAGAGGAAGGGGAGUCCUGAGGCUUAAUGACAAAGUGGCGGAAGGUGCCGGCUGUCUUCAGUCUCGUUUGGUCAUGAGAAACCAAGGCAGUCUGAAGUUGAUCCUCAACUCUAGGCUAUGGGCUCAGAUGCAUUUACAUAGAGCUUCAAGGAAAAUGUUGCGCUUCACAGCUGUUGACCUUGAAGACCAAACUGUAAGAGUGUUCCUGGUGCAGGCAACCUUAAAGGAAGUUACACGCUUGUAUGUGGCAAUACAUCACCGUUUAGUACUGCUGCAGGACUGUGCCAAAAAAAAUCAGGAGAACCAGUUGAGUCCCAGGAAAUUACAAGCACAGUCGGGAGUUCCUGUCCUCAACUAUGAUAGUGAGAAGGAAGAUGAAGAUGAUGAGGAGGAAGAAGAGGAGAAGCUUGUCCGCCUUGCCUGCCCCAGAUCUGGUCAGUCAAAAUGGAGUCGAAGUGGGACACGCAGCCAAGCUGGCAUCUGCACAUAACAGUACUCCCUUGUGGAGACAGAGGAGCAUUGUUUUUACAUGGACAAACCAUUACUAAGUAAUGGAAGGCAAUAUAUCUUCUUUUUUAUUGAAGACAAUCACUUGUCCUUCAUAAAAGAUUUUCUGUCAUUACGGAAGAUUCCACACCACUUUACAUAUCCAGCAAAAAAAAAAAAAAAAAAUACCUAAAGAUUGAAAAUAUUCAGUGUAUCGAGAUUGCAAAAUUGUGUUUUUUUUUAAAAACACCAACUUGACUGGACGUCUGAAAAAGACCCUAGCCUUACCAUCCACUGCUAAAAACUGACUGCAGAACAAAGCUCUAUAUAUGUUUUCUGUUUAUAUAUUAAUAUAUCUACAGUAUAUAUUGUAUAUUAUAUGAAAACUUGGAAUAUUAUAGAAAUUUUCAGUUGUCUUCUGUAGACAUAUGUUUUAAAUAAUUUAUGUUGGGGUGCAAUUAUAUUUAUAUGUAUAAACAUGACUACUUAAAUUCUUGAAGCUUAUUCUAUGGGUUUACACUCAUCAUAUUGAUAAGUGUGGUUUACUUUUAUCUGUGCAUGUUGAGAGAUAAGUUAAAAUUAAAGGUUUAUAUGCUGCCAACUGAUUUUUUAACUUCAAAAUACAUACAAGUACAGAAAUACACAAGGCUUUGACUUUUUUUUUUAAUUGAAGAUAUAUUGAAAAUGUAAACUAAUAUGCAGUUCUACGGCUAAUUUUACAUUUUUCUUUAUAAGAUGUUUACCAUGUUUUAUGCAAAGCCAUUUGAUUCAAAUCCCUUGUUUUUUUUUUGUUAAUUUUCAUUCUAAAAAUGUGAUUUCAUUGUUUUUCUUCACUGAUAAAUCAGAUAACUGCAGUUGCGUCAAGCUAUUUUCUUGACCACUUAAAAGUCAUUUUGUCCUUAGCUUCUGAAUAACUGUAUAAUGUCUUUAUUGCAAAAUAUAUUUUUUAAAUUGAAAUGAAUAUAAAUAAGAAAGGAACAAUUCCUUUGAUAUUGAACUAAGAUAUUGAUCAUAUUGACCAUAAAACACCAUCAAGAUAUAAUUCAAUGUAUACAUUCAAAAUAAUACGCUUGAAUGUGCAUUGAAUUCCAUUUCUAUAUUUUGUGUAGCCAGAGCGGUUUAAAUUUUUGUAACAUAUUGUAACACUUGCUUAGGUUUUCACUUUACUGUCUACCAAAUUAAAAACAGCGGCACUUUCUACAGAUUUCUUCCUGACAUGUUUGGCCUGUUUUGUAAGGCAACAUCUCACAAAACAUACAUUGAUACUGUGAUCAUUUCUUGCCAGAACGUCUGUCGCAUUUUUGUAUGUUAGCAAAUACAUAACAUUUUAUGAAGUGAUAUAUUUAUAGUAAAUGGGUAUAUAUUUUAUAUUUAUAAACAAAUGUUGAAAAUGCAGGUUUUUAACGCGUUUAAAAAGCACAUUAUUUCAGAAAUCCUGCACCAUGAAUCACAGUUGUGUGUUAAACUUAUGAUAUGCUUUAAAUUUUAUUCUCAGCCCUUUAACUUCCCUUAAAUGUUUGCAGUACUUUGAGCUUACCUGUAAAAAUUAACGCUACAUAAUAUCCAUGUAAGCAAAGUAAUCUGAAGGUGCAAAUCAGAACAAAAUGUCUGCAGCCUUGUAUUAUGUAGGUACAGUAUUUUGAGAAAACAAGAAAUAGUCUAUUAAAAAUAUAUCUGCACUGUUCUGUUAGAGUUUACCUGUUUGUUUAAGUAGUUGAAAGGAAUGACAGUUUGGACUUGAUUGUAAACAAAUUUUAUCAGUAGAAUGUCUGCUAUAUUAAUUUAUGUUAGAUGUAUUAGUUACUUCUAAAAUACAUCUGGUCAUUACUGCUGUUCUGCAGUCAAUAGAGCCAAUGUUAUUCCCCAAAUAAAAAAAAAUGUAAAAGUAUGUAAAUUCUAUUUUAAGACUAAGGUAUUAUUUCCUCAGAAUUAGGUGACGAAUUUUCAUUUUGUUAAACAGGACUCUGCAAAACACUAAAUAAAUUUCUUAACAGUU